Cryptomeria japonica (Japanese cedar) is the source of this 1131-nucleotide messenger RNA. Its product is annotated as cation transporter HKT1;3-like. Gene Ontology annotation, biological process: monoatomic cation transport; transmembrane transport. Gene Ontology annotation, cellular component: plasma membrane. Gene Ontology annotation, molecular function: monoatomic cation transmembrane transporter activity. The coding region runs from base 1 to 1131 and encodes 376 amino acids. The record is from RefSeq and is a predicted model, not a curated record. Lineage: Eukaryota; Viridiplantae; Streptophyta; Pinopsida; Cupressales; Cupressaceae. The transcript has 3 exons.
AUGAUUAAUAGCAGCAAAAUCCCAGAGCUUCAAAUGGUCACGUUACAGGGUACCCAACAAAAUAAUGGCCAUAAAAACAGUCAUGAAACUAAUGAUCCAGCCUUAAAGCUACAGUCCCAGGCCCUCAGGUACUAUAACUAUAUCAUCGUCUGUUACUUAAUUGUCGUUCAGCUUGUUGGAAUCAUAUCGGUGAUUAUUUACUUGAAUACAAAUCCCGAUUCACAGAAGAUUCUCAGAGAAAGGGACAUCGACUCCACUUUGUUUUCUGUGUUUAUCACAGUUUCUUUCUUCGCCAAUUGUGGGUAUGUACAAUUGAAUGAUGGCCUGGUGCCAUUUCAGAAAUCCCCAGGGCUUCUCUGGCUGUUGGUAAUUCAGAUGGCCCUUGGGAAUACCAUGUUUUGGCCCUUUGUAAGAUUAUUAACAUGGGGGUUAAGCCAUCUGAGGAUGUUCACAACAGUUACGCAGACUAGGGCGUUGCAGUAUAUCUUGAAAAAUCCUCAGAAAUUAUUGCCUUUUGGGUUUAAGCAAACGAUGUGGAUUGUAAUGGUGGAGUGGGGAUUGAACGUUGUUCAGUUGGGAUGUUUGAGUGCUCUGCAGUGGAGCACAAGUGUUUUUCAGGGCCUCACUUGGACUCAGAAAUUCUCAGCCGCUGUUUUCCAGACAUUUUCUACUCGCACCACAGGAAUUAACGCUAUAAAUAUGGCGGAUUUAUCUCCUGCAAUUAUUUUCAUUUACGCUCUUGUCAUGUAUAUACCAUCAGAGCCGGGACUAAAGCAAACAUCGGUUUCAUCUGCUUCUUGUGUAGAAACCAAGGAUGAGGAUAAUUUUUUAAGCAGACAAGCUCAGAAAACGUUGUUCCAGCGAUCCGUGGCGUUGUUGGCAACCACAGUUGUGAUCUGCAUGAUUGAGAAUGAUAACGUAGUUAACGACCCAUUAAAUUUCUCCAUUUUAAAUAUGAUUUUUGAAACAAUCAGUGCAUAUGGCAACGUGGGGCUUUCGGUUGGGUAUAGUUGUAGGCUUCGGAGGAAUGAGGAGGGAGCAUGCAAAGAUGUUCCGUACAGUCUAUCUGGAAAGUGGAGCGUUACAGGGAAGCUUUUAUUACUACCGCUCAUGCUGCUGGGCAGGUUUUGA